UCAACGAUGUUGCCCUGAUCGGGUGUUUUACUAUGCGGGCAGGACCACUCUGUUCAGAUAUGUGAGCUUGGUCGCGAUAGGCAGCUCCACGAAGUUACGAGAGAGAAGGACUUCGGAUCCCGGAUACGGAACGCUGUCGUCAUGGGUGCGCCCCGGUAUUCUCGCGGAGCAGGUGGCGAGAAUAUCGGGGACUCUACCUAUGUAAAAACUGAGGACAGUGAUACGGAAAUGGCCGAUUCGAGCUCGCCGACCUCGGCUCUCCCGGACCCCAAUGGAACACUGCCCCCUCAGCUACUAGUUUUAGUGCUCGAACGGGGAGACUUGGUGUUUCUGUUCCUGCACCAGGGGCCCCGGAGAAGCUGGGAUUUCGUUUCCUCGACCCAGCAUGUGCCGGGACAACGACUAGUCUGCCCAGGGUUCCACAUGGCUAUUGACCCUUCGUCGAGGUUCCUAGCCCUGGCUUGCUCCGAGAACCUUUUCAUCAUGUAUCAUCUCGAGUCGAUGGAAACGCUGAGAGAACAAUACUCUCGCGAUGGCACUUUGCAGCCAAUCAAGGAGAAGGUGGCUCGGGCAGUCAAGGGUAUCAUCCACAAAAUUGAAUUCCUUCACCCUCAUCAUGGGAACGAAUAUCAGAUAAUCCUGCUGAUCAUUGUUGUCCAACCUGAGGUCUCGAGACUAGCAGUGUACGAAUGGGAUCGUAGGCUUGACAUGACGGAAGUUUUCCUGGAAGAGAGAAAUGGAUAUAGACUUGAGGAGAAUUACCGCAUGCCGUUGUUGGUCGUGCCUCUAAAGGUCCGGAACGCCUUUUUGAUGAUUACCGAGAGAAUCACAGCGACUUGCUCCGAUAUCUUGAGCGGCCCUCCCGAAUUUGUUCCCUUCGACCUAGCCAACCGAGAUGACACGGAAUUGCACCACGGGACAAGAGAGCCGUUGUGGACAGCUUGGACACGGCCCAUAAGGCACCCUCCGUAUCAUGACAAGAAGGACGUUAUCUACUUGGCAAGGGAAGAUGGUCUCAUUAACUUCCUCGAAUGUGGCGACGAGUCCGAGAUCGAAACUAGCGUUAGCAUGGGCUCUGUGGAUUGCAAUAUUGACACGGCUUUUGCAUCACUCUUUCAUCCUUUUGGCGAUGUUCUGGUUACAGGCGGCGACUCUGGCCCAGGAGCAGUUUGGAAUGUUGAAGCGAGACAGUCACCACAGAGAAUUGGCUCUAUCCCAAAUUGGUCGCCGACGGUGGACUUCGCCGUAACUAAUGCCGCAACGGGGGAGGAGCACGAGGAUAAUUCCGCUACGUCGUGUGCCACCGAUAAUAGAGACCCCAGUUCCCUGCAACCAGGGAAGGUUUUUGCCUGUAGCGGCAGAGGCAUAUUGGGUGCCAUCACCGAAUUUCGAUAUGGCAUACAGGCUAGAAUUGGCCUGGAUCUUUCAUACUCCUCAAACAUCAGGCGGUGCUGGGCCAUAUCCCCUUAUAUGGGAGCCGCGGAAGAUGGUUUCUUCUUGCUGCUAGCACUUCCGAAUGAGUCGUCCGUUCUGCAUCUCUCGGGCGACCUGAAUGAAGUUUCAGAACUGGACCACGACGCUAUACCCUAUGAUCUCUCUUCAACCACGUUAACUGCCCAAGAGGCCGAUGGCGUGGUGGUGCAGGUUACAACAACUUAUAUUACGAUCGUGACACCGACUGCCUGCUCUCAAUUUCGAAUAGGAGACAUUAUACACAAUCAUACCGCCGUCGUCGCCGAUGCUGCCAUUCGGGGUGACUCCAUUGCGCUCGCAGUAUACUCUAGUUCGGAAUUCAAGAUCGCGCUGUUAAGCAUCGAUGGCCUCCAAGUUUCUUCCCAACGAGUAUUUGAUAUCGGAGGCGAGGUAACCUGUCUCGCUGUAGAUAAGUUGGCUGGAAACGAUGUAAUCCUGGCCGGUCUCUGGCAAGGCGAAAGCUCAACCCUAGCAGUAUAUCACACCAAAUCCACGCCACACGUUCCUGCGUCGCCUAUAUUGGUAGAAUUACGGCCAGGUGCUGGCUUCAACCCUGGGGAUCCCGCAGGGGGCGAGGUCGUUGGAGCUUUGACAAGCAUCGUACAUCUUGGCGAUCGGUCCGGCAAGGCGAUCAUCGCUGUCGGGACAAGGGACGGAUACGUAAUCACUACGCAACUCGGUGAUGGAGAUGCUACGAGCCACGAAAUAUGUUGGGAUAAGCUUAGCGUGUCGCCGUCCCAUGUACUAUCUGGCAGCGCCAUCGGGGACCCGAAUUCUCUCCUGGUCUGCAGUGACGCCGAGUUGGCAAUUGUGACCAACUAUACCAGCGACUCUUUCGGAACGCGGUUUGAAGGGAUACACCGCGUUUGGCCAACAGACGGAGAUCGCCCUAGCAUGCCUUCGCCGCCGAUCAACUUCGUAGCGGAAUUGCGUCGACCACUUAUCGGAUACGGAGAAUCGAUUUUGGUGAUGGUUUCGGGGGCGCGAAUAAUGAUCACCGAAUUGCAACGCCGGCCUAAGUUGGUUCCGAGAUAUUUUCCAGUCGAGGGCACGCCAGUCAAGAUUAUGUUCUCCCCGCAACUAGAGGCCCUCAUUACCGUUGUUUCGAAGAACGGGCGACCCUCGCUACACUUCCUCGACCCUACGACCGGGCGUGAUCUAUCGCAACCGCUCGAGAGGAGGAAGUCGAAGGAGGCUUAUACGUACUAUGAGGUCGACUAUAUUACUGGUCUGGGCAGCUUAGAUACGAGAGCCAUCUCGCUCACCACAUGGUCUUACAGGUGCGGAGGGGUCCAUGGGGAUUGGAUUGUCCUCGCUCUCAGGAGGAGAGCAAAUGAAGGCCUUCUCCUGAUCAUUUCAGCCGAGCCCGAUAACACGUCGACACAGACCGGUAUGCCCCGGCUAAUACGGUUCUGGACAAAAUUUGAUCGGAAAAUCCGAGACGGACCUAUCUGGUCAGUUGCUACGGACGAGCAUGGCGUGUUCCUGUGCGUUGGGAAUCUAAUCCAAUACCACAUAAUCGAACAAGGCAAGUUUAGGGUUGUGAGGCAGUGCGAACUGCCAUCUCCGGCUUCGUGGAUGCAAGUAGUGAAUGGACGGCUCCACGCCCUCACCACCAAGCAUUCGCUCGUGGUCCUCGACUAUAAAAGUGAGCCCUCCUUCCCAGGAGAACAGAUGAGCCAACUCCACACAGACGACACUUGUCGAAGUAGCCUGCAUUCCAUCGAGGUCGGCUCGUCGCUGAACACUAUAACUAUGCUGUCAGACCCUAUGUGUGGCGUCCACGGCCUAUGGACUCCUCCAGAAAACGAGAGGCCGUUGCAGCUGAUAUUCCGGGCGGAGCUCCAGGCAUCCAUCAGGCGGUUCGCCCGGGGGUAUACCAGAGCUUUGUGGGGCACAUUUAAGAACAGACCACGUUACGGGUGCAUCAGGAGCGGCCCGGCCGGCUCGGAUAUCUUGGGCUUGACUAUCGAUGGGUCGCUCCAGCACUUUACACUUCUGGAUGAAAAUGCGUGGCGACUCCUGCGAUUCAUCCAGAACGUGGCGGCGACGUCCCCGGCGAUCUGCCCUUAUAUCUCGUCGAGGCAGGGAGAGGACGAGGUGGAUCCGGAGCCGAGAUUUGACCCGAAGCUGAACAUGCAAGUGGACGGAGACGUGCUGAAGAGAUGCCUCGACAAGCGUGCGCUGGAGAUGCUGAUGUCGGAGCAGCACGCGGAACGCUUCCGAGAGCUUCUCGGCACCCUAGACAAGGAAGGCUAUCUGUCGUCGCGCGAAGGGCCCGGCCAGGACACGGCUUCCUACGAACUGGGCUAUAGCAUCCUCACGUACUAUCUCUCGCCCGUUCUUUAGCCCGCAUCGACGGGACCAGGGGGUGUCGGAGAUGGAAGAGCUUCGUUCGGGGGCCUCUUUUUUUAUAUGAAAACGCAGGGCGUCGACGCUAUGUUCGUGAUAUGUGCACGCAUCUACCCCUCCUUAUAAGGCCUCCCUUCGAGGGACCUCUCUGAUGUGGAUAUUGUAGGUAGCUGAUCACGUAGGAGAUGGGAGGCUAUAUGUCUUGUGAGGUGUAGAUAGGGAUGAAUGAUGACCAAAACUUCUUCUUCGGAAUGGACGAGAGGGACUCGAGUGUGCCACUAGCGGAUAACACGAGGAAAAAGAGGGACUGGAGAUGUAACCUAGGACCUGGAAAUUCUACUUUGCUACACUUUCAUGGUGGUCUUCUGUGUGCAUGUUGCCUACCUGGGUUACCUUAGGUGUCCAAAUGCCUACUCUGCUUAUCUUAUCGAUUAGAUAUACCUA
This is a messenger RNA of Durotheca rogersii, 4269 nucleotides long. RefSeq lists its product as uncharacterized. Gene Ontology annotation, cellular component: U2 snRNP; nucleus. NCBI's taxonomy places the organism in Eukaryota, Fungi, Ascomycota, Sordariomycetes, Xylariales, Xylariaceae. Gene Ontology annotation, molecular function: protein binding; U2 snRNA binding. Gene Ontology annotation, biological process: mRNA splicing, via spliceosome. The record is from RefSeq and is a predicted model, not a curated record. The transcript is spliced from 5 exons. The coding region runs from base 142 to 3822 and encodes 1226 amino acids.